CGGCGACGCUCCGCUGCUCGCUCUGCCCGUUUCCUUUAGAUAGAUGAGGGUGCGUCGGACAACUGGCUGCAUGGUGUCGCUUUUUCUGUAAACACUCAGGAGGAGGAAAGUUGCCCUAACUUCCGAGGCCCACUGAAGCUGUGAGAUCUACACUGUCAGAGAGAGAGAGAGAGAGAGAGAGAGGUGAAGCAGGCAGCAGGAUGAAGUCCAAAGGGAAGGCUGUGAAACCAUCCAGGAGGACCUGGUCUGACCCGGAGCCAGAACUAGAACCGGACACAGAACCGGAACCCGGCUCCAGUGAGCAGGAAGGCUCAGAGGCCUCGGUGCGGAUCGGCGGCUCCUGGAGGGGGUCGCUGAGGAGCGGGGACAGGAAGCGUCCAGGAGGAGCGGGUGCGGGGCGGCGGCGGAGGCAACAUGGCUCCAGCACCAAAGAACGCAGCAUCCGCAGACUGGAGAGCAACGAGCGGGAACGCCAGCGCAUGCACAAACUCAACAACGCCUUCCAAGCAUUGCGCGAGGCCAUCCCACAUGUCAAGACUGACAAGAAGCUGUCCAAGAUCGAGACACUGACCUUGGCUAAGAAUUACAUCAAAGCUUUGACCACCAUCAUCCUGGACAUGUCAGGGGCCUGCCUACCUGCUGGUGGGGUCCCAGCAGAGGCCAGCGCCGCCAAGCUGCUCCAGUGCUACCAACAGCACCUGGAGGAGGAGGGGGAGGACGGUCUCACCCAGUACCUCACCCACAUGCACAGCUUCAGCCAGCGCAGCUAACAGUGGCUGCAAGGUGGUUUGGAGGCCAGGAGAGCAAAACAGCAGGCUGGUCUCUAAGGCAGAAAGAUGUGUGGGAAGACUUUGAGGGCCAAUUCUCAAACGAUACCCAGUUCCUACAGUCACACUGCUCUGAGAUCUGGUCAGCUCUGUGCUGUUUUCUGUAGGAACCAGGAGCUGUUUCGGAUCAUAGACGUCUGACAAUAACCCCCUGGUUGAAUACAGCAAGAGGUGGGCUUUCGACUUGCCCUUCAUGCAAAAGAUGGAAUGAUUUGAGGACAAUUCACCUGUCGGACACAGAGUCUCCAGACUGGACAGAGAAAACCAGAUGGACCAUGGUUAUGAAAAGUGAAAACACUCAUUUGUUAUUGUACUCAGAAAGGAAGGGCUAAUCUUUCGCCACUGUCUUUUUUUUAGUUCUCGUCUUCUAUGGUUUGAGCUGAGACGGGAGUUUGUUCUAUUAUGUUUUAUCUUGUGAUCUUGUGUGUUUUUUGUUUUUUUUGUUGAGAAACCUGCUGAGUGUAGCCUCUAGUUAUAACUGUCACAUCCAGGAAGAAAAGAAAGGCAAGCAACAGGCUAGCUGAAAUUUUGAAGCUAGAAAGUGUGUUUGUUCAUUUGUUUCGCGAUGACGACCUACCGCCAAUUUGAGAACAAGAUUGACUUGUCCUUAUACGUGUUGUGCAACCAUACUGUAGCAGGAAGGCUGAUAUGAUGCUUAAAGUGUGUUAUUUCAAUUUUUUUGUCUCAGUGUGUCUUGAGGCAGGACAUUUGAGUGAAAAAGACCAGCAGAUGAGA
Xiphias gladius (swordfish) is the source of this 1562-nucleotide messenger RNA. It is a transcript of the gene bhlha15, whose product is annotated as basic helix-loop-helix family, member a15. The transcript is spliced from 2 exons. Lineage: Eukaryota; Metazoa; Chordata; Actinopteri; Istiophoriformes; Xiphiidae. Gene Ontology annotation, molecular function: protein dimerization activity. The record is from RefSeq and is a predicted model, not a curated record. Bases 201 to 770 code for a protein of 189 amino acids.